GUUCACGGACAAAAAAAAACAAACACGUAUUUGUGUGUGUGUGUGUGUGUCCCUGUCUGGGGGUCGAGGAGGCCUGGAAUCACUCUUUUAUUUCAUUCUAUUCUUUAUAUCUGUGGUAUUAUAGUGUAACAUGACUGAUACGGUCCAGUGUUAAGCCAUUCAUCAUAAAUAAUGACAUUACUGUCUUAAUGAAAAGUGCUAAAUCUUCUUCAGUAAUUGGACGGAAAUUAAAUAUUCAUUAGUUCAUGUGUAAUUUGAAAAUAUAAUUCUUAACGAUUGUUAAAUUCUUUCCAACAAACGCUAUGGAUAUACAUAAUAGGAGAUCUCUCCUUUGAAUUGGUUUAUUGGAUCAUAAUUGGAUGUACUGAUGUCUUAAUUGGAUUCAACAAGAUCGAUGGGGUCCUUCUCAUGUCUAGAUCUGGCCCGUUGACCGAGUCGUCAAAUUGGAGAGUCCAGCAAAUAAAAACAAGACAGACAAACAGAAAAAAAAAACAAUAUGUGGUAACUUCAUCUCCUGGCGUGGUCCCACUCUAACAUUAACAGACUGUAGACCUAAUCCCAACACUCGGGCUUGGCAAGAUGAAUUAAAGUCAAAAGUUGUGAGACAAGAGCAAGUAACUGAAAUCAUGGCGCAAUAGCACACUGAUCGGCCUGCUCAAGUUUGACUAGUCAUAUGGAGUCACUUGUCUAUAGACGGACCUGUCAAAGUCAGACCUGUCACAUAGAUGCAGCUGUCACAGUCUGGCCUGUCUCAUAAGACUCACUCGCCGCACAGACUGAUCUGGUUUUUGCAUGCAAUGUUUCGCUUGUGACAUGCUUGUCAUAGUGCUAGUGUUUCGGUCGUUGUAGCUUUUGCUUGAAAAACACACAAUAUUCCGUAUUCUAUGAUGUUUCAGCUGAAAAGUGGCUUUUAACAUUUUGUAACAAACAUUUAAACUCUAAUGUGUCAAAGCAAAAACUAACACAGUCUGGAUUAACUAUUAGCCAAGCUAAGGAACAAACUUUCCUUGACAGUACUACUCUAUUCAUUUCACAAUCUUGUUUCUGUAUCGUCUCCAAAAGUGUGGCCGCUACGUAAAGGAUGUGGUCACUGUAAAUAAACUGAUAGACCUGAAUUCCGCCAUGGACUGUGUAAUAGUACAAUCAGUGAUGAACUGGAACAUUUGACAUCACUUUGAAAUGUCUGACAGCAUAUAAACGUGUUUCUAUAAGAUGAUAAAAUGUCAAUCUGUACAAUCUUCUUCACUUAUUAUGCUUAUCAUUUCAACGUAGAUGGAGAUUAUCAUCUAUGGCGGGAAACUGUACGUAGCUAGCUAAUUGGUGUAUCCGGUGUAUAGAAUAUAAGAUGUGUUUAUUAUCUUUGUAUUUUUAAAGGUAUAGUAUGCAAUAAAUGUGUUCACUUUUCAGCAGUGCAAAAUUAUAUUUCUUAGCUGUUUGGCUAGUACAAUAAAAUAACUGUCUGUAUUUAGUUGGAAGCAGUCAUCUUAUUGGCAUUGAAUACAAAUUCGUGACAAUCUCAAAUGCAUUUUCAAAUUUGCUGUAGAAGAACUUUGUAACUGCUUUAUCUUUAAAAUAAAAAGGGCAGUUCAGAAGAGCAAAAUUUUUAUAGUAUCUCCCAUUUUGACUCCACAUUGAGCCAUGGUCCAACAGCAGUAUUUUGUGCCUGACUAUAGCAAUCGAACUUUCCACAACAUCGUCCAGUCAAGUCCACUGCUUGACCACUGUGAGCAAAUGUACAACGAUACUGGCGCCCUCAACAGUAGCAGAGAGAGUUUUCUGAAGGAAUGCAUGAGCAGGAUGCAAGGCAGCCGCGUCAGCUACUUCAUCAUCAUACCUUACCUGGUCAUCUUUCUCCUGUCCGUCGUGGGUAACGUCCUGGUCAUCCUGACUCUGGUCCGACACAAGAAAAUGAGGACCAUAACAAACAUGUACCUCUUGAACCUGGCAUUCAGUGACCUACUUUUGGCCUUGUUCUGCAUGCCCUUCACCUUGAUACCAAUGCUAAUGCAGAAGUUUAUUUUCGGAUCUGUCGUCUGUUUCGCAUUACGUUACGUUCAAGCUAUAUCUGUAGGGGUCAGCUGCGCAACUUUGGUGGCCAUCUCUAUGGAAAGAUUCUACGCCAUAUGCCAGCCACUGAGGUCCAGAAAAUGGCAGACGCUAAAACACUCCUACCGAGUAAUCAUGGCGAUCUGGCUGUCAGCAAUCAGCCUUAUGAUACCUAUAGCUGUUUUCAACAAAAUUAUUAAACUUAAAAAUGGGGACGAAGCCUGCAGGGAAAUUUGGCCAAAUCACCUCCUGGAGUCCAUGUACACAGUCCUACUGGACGUAGUGCUUCUAGUUAUACCAUUAUUUCUAAUGGGGUUCUCCUACGCCAGGAUAGCUAAAGAGUUGUGGUCAGAUGUCAGCAUCUCAUCAGGGGAACCUAGCAGUCCUUUGUCUGAGAUACUGGAGAUGCUGCCGUGUUCCAGGGGUAUAGAGUCAGAUACCCAGAGAUACGAGGGCAAAGAGAAGCAGAACGGCUUCACUACCCCCAUUCAUCAGUCGCCCCUGAUACCAAAUAGGCACAUUGCCAGAAGUGUAUCCAGCGAAUCUUACAAUAGCAAGAACCAGGUCCAGGUGCUGAGUCCAGCUUACAACUGCCGAGUGCUGGCCAACAAGAAGAGAGUGGUGAAGAUGCUCUUCGUGGUGGUUCUGGAGUACUUCCUCUGUUGGACUCCACUCUACCUGUGCAACUCAUGGGCCACCCUGGACUACAACAGUGCCCGAAACACCAUAUCCCCGCUGACCAAAACGGUCAUUCUGUCCCUCUCGUAUCUGUCGUCCUGUAUACACCCCAUCACCUACUGCUUCAUGAACAGGCGGUUCCGCCAGAGUUUCGUCGACGCCUUCAACUGCUGCUCCAGGGGCCGGCAGAAGGGAAACGCCUUUUACAGCGAGGCAUCGCAACAUAAUGGUAGCAUCGCCCAAGUGAAUAAGUCUACCAUGUCCAAACAUAGCAAAGUAACCUGGAAGCGACAUCGUUAAUCUAAACUGUAUCGCAUAAUCUGCUCAAAGUUCUGAAACAAUAUACACAUAUACUAACAUUGUUUCAAGAAAACUAACUAUGUUCUUGCUUCUUAAAGAGCCACUGUUUAGGAUGUCUUUUCAAAUGAUUAAAUGAUUGUCUUAAUCUUAUCGUUAGAUUUUCAGGAUGUUAUAUUAUUAUAUUUGUAUACAUAACACAAGUUUCGAUUUCAUAUUUUAGUAACUUAAUGUUUCAAAUUAAUGUCCAACAUUAUUAAUUAGUUUAUGAAAACAUUACUAUAAUAAUUCAUGAUUAAACUGGUAUGAACUGGUCUUUAAUGAUAUCCAUUGUCUUGGUGAAUUUCAGUUUGAAGUUUCUUUAUUAUUGUUGUUGUUGUUGUCAUAGAGCAUGCCAUGAAAGCAAAAAUAAUAUAUAUAUAAUAUUGAGGAUAAUAUUUUGUUAAACUAUUAAAUAUCAAACUAUUUUAUUGUCCAGAGAGAAUAAGUAAAUAUUUCACUUAUUCACUUAUUGAAUCUAUGUAACAACAGCAAUUAAAACAAACAAAAAAAGCUGUUCAAAAUACUAAACAAGUGUACGUUGAGAUAUGGCUAAAACAUAAUAUCAAACAUUUACGUAAGUCUGUCACGUCAUGUUUAUAUGUUUCACUAAAACUAAGUUUCCUUUGCGCUUCUAUUUUCCUGUAGCAUGGAAUUAAAAAAUAACAAUUUUUUAAAGCGUUUGGAUGGAAAACCUACAGAGGCAUCACCUAAAACACGAUAUGGACGAAAUGUCCACUACAUUGAUGUGUAGCUGAAACAUGUUUUAAAAAAGCGAACUCCUAAAGUAUGUCCUGGUCAAAUGAGGCAGCAGACCAGCAGACAUCUUCAAACGUCAUCUGGUGCAUUGUAUUGGGAAAAAAAAACAAGAUGAGAAACUGGCACACGAAAUCAUUGGUUGACAAAAUAAAUAACCGGAUCUCGGGUUGAAGGAGAAACUUAAGAUGGUAGAGAGAAACUAGGUCAAAUAAUGAUCUCAAUACUUAAUGCCCGUACACGCCAGUACAUUACGGCACUAGUUUAUGUAUUUAGAUGUAAUAAACGUCAUCUUCAAUGUAGGCUAGCCAUAAAUACCUCUCAAUUUGUAGACUAGCCAUGAUUGCCUCUCAAGUUGUAGGCUAGCCAUGAUUGCCUCUCAAGUUGUAUGCUAGCCAUGAUUGCCUCUCAAGUUGUAGGCUAACAAUGAAUGCAUACCAAGUUGUAGGCUAGCCAAGAUUACCUCUCAAGUUGUAGGCUAACAAUGAAUGCAUGCCAAGUUGUAGGCUA
Messenger RNA from Biomphalaria glabrata, 4326 nucleotides. Its product is annotated as cholecystokinin receptor type A-like. Lineage: Eukaryota; Metazoa; Mollusca; Gastropoda; Planorbidae. Gene Ontology annotation, biological process: neuropeptide signaling pathway. Gene Ontology annotation, molecular function: gastrin receptor activity; neuropeptide receptor activity. The coding region runs from base 1639 to 3024 and encodes 461 amino acids. The record is from RefSeq and is a predicted model, not a curated record. The transcript is spliced from 7 exons. Gene Ontology annotation, cellular component: membrane.